CUGCAGAAGGAAACGCGUCAGCUUAUCCGAGCUGGUGUUCCGAAUGACCUGAGGUCGACCAUAUGGAAGCUGCUCAUUCAUUAUCAGGUGGCUGAAAUCAAGAAAAAGUUUGGGAAAUAUUAUUACCGUAAUCUGUGCAGCACACAGGGAUCAAUUGACGAAGCUGAGAUCCAGCAAUUGGAUCAGGUACUACGAGCUUUCUGCUUGCACAAUCCGAUAAUUGGAUAUUGUCAAGGGAUGAAUUUCAUUGCCGGUACAGCAAUGCUCCUGGUUGGACCCGAAGAUACGUUUUGGUUUCUGGUUGCAAUCACCGAGAAGUAUUUUAACAAAAGCUAUUUCGAUCAUGCACUCACUGGAGCACAAGCUGAUCAGGAAGUGCUGAAAGAACUUGUUGCGAGGCGUUUACCGAGACUUGCUGCUCAUUUAGAACAAUACGACAUUGAUCUGGCUACUGUUACUCUUAAUUGGUUUUUGGCAUUAUUCUAUGAUGCUGUACCUUUUCAGGUAUUGUGCUUUCAAAUUUUCGAAAUUUGUGGAAAAGUGUAUUUUUAAGC
Molecule: messenger RNA, 554 nt
Organism: Gongylonema pulchrum
Lineage: Eukaryota; Metazoa; Nematoda; Chromadorea; Rhabditida; Gongylonematidae
Source: the annotation of a GenBank genome assembly